Messenger RNA from Morone saxatilis (striped sea-bass), 3385 nucleotides. RefSeq names its product leucine-rich pentatricopeptide repeat containing (gene lrpprc). The record is from RefSeq and is a predicted model, not a curated record. NCBI's taxonomy places the organism in Eukaryota, Metazoa, Chordata, Actinopteri, Moronidae. The transcript has 27 exons. Gene Ontology annotation, molecular function: protein binding. Bases 47 to 3385 code for a protein of 1112 amino acids.
GCCGGCACGUGGUGCGGACGUCCUUCCCGUGUGAAACACAUGAAACAUGGCUGCGCUCUUGAGAUCAGCACGGUUAUUAAAGUUUUCGCCUUCGGGCUUGCUUCAGGUCGCAGGGACCAAAAGAAGCGGGCCGCCGCUCAGCCGGCUGUACAGCGGAGCUCCCGUCGGCAGCGGGACCGGACUGUUGACCCGACACAUCAGCCCGGCUCCGCACAACGCGUCCAGUCGUGUGUUGCCGUAUGCCGUGCAGUGUGUGCGUAACUGUGCUGUGGCCAGAGAGCAGAAGGAUGAUGUCAGCAUGUUGGUGCGGUCCAAGCAGGCCCAGGAGUUCGACGAGGCUCUGACCAAGCUGGACAACUCUGUGAGGAGAACCGGUCGCAUAACCAAGACCCUGCUCCUCAAAGUUUUCGAUGAUACCUGCAGAGCAGAUCAUCCCAGUGCUAGCCAGGCCUUGUUGCUGCUGCGUAGCUGUGGGUCCCUGCUGCCGGAGUUGCCCCUGGCAGAGCGCACUGAGCUGGCACACAGUAUAUGGGGAAAGCUGCAGGAGUUGGGUGCACCAUAUGAUAUUAGUCACUACAACGCCUUGCUGAAGGUUUACCUGCAAAAUGAGUUCAAGUUCUCCCCCAUUGACUUCCUGGCCAAGAUGGAAGCCGCUAACGUUAAGCCCAACAGAGUUACCUACCAGAGACUAAUAGCAGCCUACUGCCAAUAUGGAGAUAUUGAGGGAGCCAGCACCAUUUUGGGUGUCAUGAAGAGCAAAGAUUUACCCAUCACUGAGGCAGUUUUCAGCUCCCUGAUUAUAGGCCAUGCUCGCGGAGGGGACAUCAACAGUGCUAAGAACAUCCUAAAUGUGAUGGGUGAAACAGGAAUCUCACCUAGUCCUGAUACUUAUGUAUCACUGCUUAACGCCUACGCUGAGACGGGAGAUAUGAAAAGUCUGAAAGAGACUCUGGAGAAAACAGACAGUUCAGGCUGCACUCUGAUGGACAGGGACAUCCUGCAGAUCAUCUACACUCUGGCCAAGGCCGGACACCAUCAGUUUGUCCCGGAGAUGAUUAAACGCUUGAGGCUUGAGAGGGGUUAUAUUCCAGAUGCCAUGAACAUGUGUCUGAACCUCACCACCCAAGGCAUGGACAACACAGCCUUUACCAUCCUGGAGACUUUCCGCACAGUGCAGUUAAAUAGCUACGACACUACCCAGCCCAGCUGCGGCAACUUCUUUAUCAGGCACUGUGUCAACAUCGACAUGCCAUUGGAGAAGGUGACCUACUACUGCAAAGAGCUCCAGGAGUCAAAUAUGCAUGAUACACCAUUAAACUUCGCUCUGUCCUGUGUGCUGGAAAACAAGAAGACUGGUAUGGCUAUAGAGCUGAUGAAGAUAAUGAAGAAGCAAGACUUACCCAUAAGGCCUCACUACUUUUGGCCCCUACUUACUCAGCAUUUGAAAGACGUGAACACAGCUGGUGUGGAUGAGGUGUUGAAGGGCAUGCGCGAGCUCGGGGUGGACCCUGAUGUCAAGACUCUAAACAGCUACGUCCUCCCUGUCUUCUCCAACAUAGAAGACGCUCAACAGGCCCUCAAGACUGCAGGUGUGUUUGUGAAUGAGGAAAUCCUUUUGGCAUCCAAGAUUGAAAAACUGGCUCAUGAGAACCUGGCUGAAGUCUACACCCUGAUGUCGGAUACCUCCAGCACCUCGUUUGACUGGACUCUUGUCCGCAGCAGUCUCAUCAAGGCCUUCAAAAAUCCCUCCAUCACAGAAGCGUUGGACAUGCUGAAGGAGAUUAAAGAGAAGGAGAUGACAAAACAUGAGAUGCACAGCACCUCGUUAUUUCACUUGCUCAACAGCAUCGCGUUGAAGGGCGACAUGUCCACCGUCCAACAGCUGCAGGACACCAUCUUCGCCCUCGGACUGGCUAAGCCCUCCAUCAACCUGUGCUCACCUCUGAUUACUGCCUACCUGCAGAGGAAGGACCUGGCCGGAGCUCUGGAAGCAAUGGAGACGAUUCACAAGCGCUUUGGCUUCCUGCCCCGCAUGCAAGAUGUCACUGUUACUCUGGUGGAGAUGGGAAACACCGAACUACUGCAGAAAGCCAUGGACUUUCUGUCCGAGAAACGAGGAGAGAUGACCAUGCUGUAUAGUCUGUUCUUUGCAUUCCUGCAGACCGAGCACUACUAUGAGGCUCGUAAGGUCAUUGAGGUAAGCACAUGCAUAUUAAGGAACUACACCGGGCUGAGGGCACGGGCGCUGAAAACGCCUGCAGUGGUAUGCAGAGAAAUGCAUUUCUCGAAGCCAGAGGAGACAAACGACUGGAAAAAGGCACAAGAGGUGUGGUCAAAGAUGGAGGAGGAGAACGUCACUCCCAAAGAAAGGACCCUGCAUAUGCUGGCAGACAUCCUGAAGAGUAAUGGCCAGGAGGUGCCGUUUGAGAUCAAUGAGACCUGGUACAAAGAAGCUGGUGACAAAGAGGUUAAUCCAGCAACCGCACAUGCAUCUAUUUCUAAUGCUGAAUUCCAAGACAGUCUGGUUAACCUCUGUAAAAAAGGCCAAGGCAAAGAAGCCUUUGAGUUGCUGAAGGAUGCCAAUGAAAAAAAUGUGUCAUUAAAAGCUGUCUCUUACGACCACGUGAUCCGUUCCCUGUUGGCCAAGGGAUUCUUGGAGGAGGCCCUGACAGUCAUAGACAUUGCUAUGUCUAAUGUGCCAGGCUUCAUCGUGAAAGAAAUGGCCAACAAUUUGCUCAUCGUCACAUACAGCAAGCAAGGCAGGGCUAAAGAGGCCUUUGAGAAACUGAAGUCUAUGCUGGAGAUGAAACAGUCGCCCUCGCAGCUUGCCAUCACCAGACUGCUUCAGGCCUAUGGAAACCAGGGCGAUGUGGCGGGUGUCCAGGAAUUGCAGUCAUUGUUAAAUGACAGCAGUCUAGCUAAGAUGUUGUUUGUCAACAACACAGCCCUGGCACACAUCAGGAAUGGCAAUGUGGAGUCAGCAGUGGAGUUGUUGGAGGAAGUCUUCACUAAUCCAGACAACCAAAACGCCGGUACAAGCUUUGUCUUCAGAAAAGUGUUGGAAGAAAACAAUGACAAAGCCUUAGACAAGUUGAGUGCUAUGGCAGAGCGGCUAGCCAACCAGUUUGACUGCUACAAACCAGCUGUAGACCUCUUCUACCAGCUGCUGGAUAUGGACAAAGUCGAGGACGCCAAGUUCAUGCUGGCUUCAAAGUGUCAAGUUUGUGAGUUUAAACUUCACUGCUGUGACCCAGGCUACACUGGCGUGCUACUUUUUGUCCCCCAUCACAUCGCCUGCCCCUCAGAUCCGCUCUUCCAGGGUCACUGGAGGGAGUCCUUUAGGUUUUACACAGAGAAGCUGAAAGCCCAAGCAAGCAAGGAAUAA